Messenger RNA from Bolinopsis microptera, 4374 nucleotides. RefSeq names its product oxalate:formate antiporter-like. Bases 1968 to 3815 code for a protein of 615 amino acids. The record is from RefSeq and is a predicted model, not a curated record. Gene Ontology annotation, cellular component: membrane. The transcript is spliced from 9 exons. NCBI's taxonomy places the organism in Eukaryota, Metazoa, Ctenophora, Tentaculata, Lobata, Bolinopsidae. Gene Ontology annotation, biological process: transmembrane transport. Gene Ontology annotation, molecular function: transmembrane transporter activity.
AUUAUUUGCUUUUAGCAAAAUCUCAACAUGUCUGGAGCAGCCCUUGUCAAGAACGUUGUACACUUCCUAAAACCCAUAAGAGAGAUAGUCGUCAUGGCUCCUAUCGUUUAUUACGGUCUGUCUAAAGUCCAGGUCGUUCCUCCAAAGAAGUAAAAGAUGAAGUUUAAACCUUGGUCUCUCUCUUCUCUUCUAGGCGACUUUGGAUUCUUUGGUGAUCUAAUCGUACUUCUGGACUCAGCUUAAAUAGUUUCUAAUGCAUUAUUAAUUUAUUAUGUCACGUAGUGUUCACUCAUAGACUUUAGUUCGUUGCUUGUGAGGAUGUUUUGGCUUCAUUUUCGGAGAUGAGUUUGGUUUAUAUAAUUGUGUAUAGUUAAAGGUACUACUUUGAAUAAAACUUUGUGGUAACAACCGUCGUUUUAUUCAUAGAGAACUUGUCAAAACAAAUUCAAUAUGCUACAGAUUUCAUGAAAAAAUUCGUUUUUUGGACGGACCAAAUUGUGAAGUUCAGUCAAACUUGUGUGCUUUCAUAAUUAUAAGAACUGACGGGUAAAUUACUCCAAUUAUGAUAUCCGUCGCAUGAAUUGAUAUCCUUUCGCUGUUAAAAUAAAGUCAUAUUCGAUAAUUUAAUUACAUCUGAUAAGAAUUUCAAAUAUUCUAUAACCCUGUGUGAAAGUUACAAUCAAUUCAAAAUUGAGAUGACAGCAACUAAAAUUAUAAAAAAAAUAAUUUAUACGAUUAGAAGACUGUUGACGCAUAUAAUUAUAAACAAAGUUUAAAGUUAAAUUGUGUGAUGUUACAAGUUUAUUACUAGUUCAUGAUUUAGGACGGUGUUUGGUCCCGCCCUCGUGUCCAUGUAAAUGUUAGUCAUGUCAUUCGCCCUCGUGUCCACCCUUUUAAGAAUGUUCCGCUGUUGUGCCUACCCGGUAGUCAGACUACCGCUCUCGUGUCCCUCCGCUCUUGUGUCCACCUUGUUUUGGAAAGUUCCGCCCUAGUGUCCUCUAUUCCCUGUAAUCUGAUUAAAGUAUUUAUCCCCAUAUUAUAACAUAUAUUUAUCAGUCCCUCCUCAGCCUCUCCUUAUCUUGUAGUUUUACUGUUAAGUUCUAGGUUAUUACGAGUUUUAACUUACAAUCUACACCUAAAUACACGUUUUAAGCAUCUUAAUUCCUUGAAUAUAUUGAUGUACCGUGUGUGGUAUCUUGUCAUAUCUUGAUUUAUUAAUAAGUACUUUAUUUGGAAUCUUGCGAUCGACAUGACAGUUUAGAAGCUACUUGCCAAUAAAUAUUUUUCGAAAGUUUUUGUAUAAUGUCUUUGCAGUAGAUCACACGUAGUCAGUAAUUCACCCAGUAUGUACAGCCCAUGAUUUAACAUAAACUGUAACAACUGAAGUUAACCGUUAGUAAACUAAGUAUUCAAAGUAUUUGAGUACUUAACCUUAGGAGUGAGUAGGUAUCCCUCCUUUAAUUCCUCUCAAAUUACUAUGAGCGGAAAUGUAAUCAAACUUCUUUAGCUUGAAUAUUGAAUUGUGUUUCCAGAAUGUAAACUCUGACCCAGUAAAUGUCCUAAAUUCGAUUUACAUGGCUUGUUCAGAAUGCUGUUUAAAAAACGAGUAAGUUCUCCCUCUGCCUUUUGUUGUUUUGUGUCCUUAGCUAGGCUGGUGAAUCUUAACUUAUAAUUGAUGCCUGAAUAGUGAAUGCUGGCUUGAAAAAAUUCAGUAGUCUCUCGAGCAUUUUAUAAUGCAAAUUAUCAAUAAAAGUUUGUUAUCUUGUCAACACAUAAAAUCAAUAUACUAAAUUAAAAAAACAAAAAUUGCCGAUUUAGAAACCGAUCAAACCCUCAACUAAAUUAAAAAGUAAAAUCCAAAUCACAUAUUAUAACACACAAAUUAUCAAAAUCUCCGGGCCUUAACCAGUAACUGUUCAGCAAGUAAAACACGUAGCAUAGAGCUGUAGUAGCAGCAACACCCCGCCAUGUUGUCGUGUGCUUCCGGCCUAUUCCGACAAGUGGCCUGCCGACCAGUGCCGCUCUACUCCCUCAGCCGUGCCUCCUCUCUUACCUCCUCUUUAACCUCAUCUAAACCUCAUCUAACCUCACCCUCCUCACCAUCCUACACGCAGUCCCGGAGCUUGUCCUUGUCUUCUGUUUUCAGCCCGGAGAAGAGUGUGGCUCCUGCUGGCUUUACCAACAGAUAUGCUAUGAUUAUACCGGCUUUUCUCACCCACAUUUGUAUCGGAGCUCCUUACGCCUGGUCUGCAAUGAGUGGACCCUUAACACGUGACUUUGGUUUUGUGUGCUCGUCCGCUGAAGACUGGUCCAUGACCUCCGCUGUGGUCCCCAUGUCCAUCCUCUUCGCAUUCCAUGGUUUCUCCGCGGCGCUAGCUGGUAAAUGGCAGAUGAAGGUAGGGCCCCGAGCUGCAGUUGCAGCAGCUGCAGUAGCGUUUGGUGGUGGCUUCCUGUUAUCAGCUGCUGGGGUGGCGACGCACAAUAUUGCGCUCGUUUACCUGGGAUACGGUGUUUUAGGAGGUAUUGGGCUGGGCUUGUCUUACACGCCUCCUAUACAGACCGUUAUAGAGUGGUUCCCGGACAAGAAAGGACUAGCAUCAGGACUCUGUAUUAUGGGGUUCGGGUCUGGGGCUCUCUUGUUUGCUCCGGUUGCUAAUGUACUCUUGGAGAAAUUCAGUUCCCUACCUACGUACCUUGGAGCAGCAGUGGAGACUAUAACAGAGAAUGGGCGAUUGUUUGCGGAGUCCGGGGGUAAGAUGGUGGAGGUGGUGUACGCUAAUGCUGCUGAUCUUGCUAAGCUCUCUACACAAGGACUGCAGGAGGGAUUCUACGUUGUUGGAUCCGGAGACACCGGAGCGGCCAUGACGCUGGCGACAAUGGGAGUAGGAUACACUUUAGCCAUGAUGGGAUCCGCUCUAGCUAUCAAGAAACCCCACCCCACCUACAAGAUAACAGGAAGCUCUUCUGCCACGCCCACCCAGUCCCUGCAGAACGUGCAUACUGACGACAUGUUUAAGAUGCCUCAGUUCAUCGCCCUUGGAUCAGCGCUCGUAGUGACCGCUUCAGGUGGUUUGGCGCUGUUGGGAUCAGCAAAGCCGCUUAUGUCGGAGGUAUUCAGUGGAACACUCCCCACCAUCGUGACUGCAGCCUUCGCUUCCUCCUUUAUUCUUAUGCUGAGUGUAGGAAACCUGGGGGGUCGUCUAGCCUGGGCUGCCAUCUCCGACAAGAUCGGACGUCCCGCUACCUUCCACAUCUUCAUGUUUGGUAGUAUCGCUAUCUACGCCGCCUUGCCCACUAUCAUCCGGCAAGUUGUGGAGUACCAGUCAGCCGCCUCUUUAGCCGCUUUCUGUGGCCUCAGUGUGGCGGCUAUCUCAAUGUUUGGGGGCAUGUAUGCUAUACUUCCGGCUUAUGAGAGUGACUUGUUUGGCUCAAAGUACGUGGGCGCUAACCAUGGUAAAAUGCUUCUGUUUAGCAGUACAGCCGCUAUUGCUGGACCUUCAGCUUUCCUCUACUUGAAGGCUAUCUCUGAGAAGGCAGCUAUAACCGAUCUCCUAAGUAAAAUAGACCCAGCUGCGUUCCUAGAAAAGUUUGGUUCAGACGUGAGUGCAGUAGAUGCUCUGAUAGAAGCCAAGACAGUUACAAUAGCUAAACUGAUGGAGAUAGCUCCUGCUGGGGUAAUGGAUCCAACACCCUUCCUGUACGAUACUUCCUUCUACUCCAUCGCUGCUGCUAUUGGUAUUGGAGCACUGGUACAUUGUAUGAUAAAACCAGUCGACCCAAAGUGGUACGAAAAAGUGGAAAAGUUGGAAAAGUAGUUCUAAGAGCUGUUUUUAAUUUAAAAGGCUACCCUUUUAUAGCUAGGCUAUUGAUGAUGUGUGGCACUGUGAUGUGCGGUACUGAGUCGCUGAUGUAGAGAGUGGAGGAGAAUGUAUUAUUUAGAGUUCAGACAGAAUAUGUUAAUAAGUACUGGGUGAUAUUAUAAAGAAUGAGUGGUUUUUAAUUUUUGUUAUUUGCAUGUUUUUUCUGCUUUUAUGCUAUAAAGGUUUCUGUUGAGAGUAUUAUUAAUUAUGCCGUUUACGUUUGCGUGUGAUUCCUGAAAUUUUCCUGAUUUUACUACUGCUAUAACUUAUGAUAAAGAGAUGACUGUUAUUUAUGAGACUUAUUAGGUAUUUAAAACUAACUAGACUGCAUUAAACCAUUUUUAUUACUGCUAGCAUGCUAACCUGCAUGUAUUCUGUAAACUGGCAGGUCGUAACACGAUUUGAUUUUUAAAGAGACAUUUAGUUUUAUUGAACAAUUUUUAUUAAAAACGAAUUUUAUCUGAUAAAUCGAAUUUAUUUGUAGUACUAAAAAUUAAUUUGAUCAUACCGAAAA